GAGCUGUUCUUGAGGGCUCCCUUAAGCCGGAGACCCGGACAAGGGGUGAUUUUGGGGGUGGGGUGAGGGAACCCCCAAGCAGCAGACCCUAGCGGAGGACUUGAGCACGGAGCUAGCUUAGGGCAAAACACAGGGCUCAGGCAAGGGUAGAGGGGCCAUCCCGGCUGAGCCCGCUUCUGUUCUGGGUCAGUCCUGGACUGACUUCUCGACCUUGAAGAGUUCACUUUCGUUUCUGGGUCUUAAUUUCCUCAUCUGUGAAGUGGAGAGCUUGGAUCCAUUAUCUUUCAAGGGGUUUCUACCCCAAAACUUAUGUGAUAGGCCGCCCCCCCUUAGGACCUCUUGUUGGGACUUUCCAGCUUAACAAAAGUAAAAGUUGGCUUGUGAAAACUGUGGGAUCUGCGCCCCACCGCAUCCCUGGUCCCUCCAGGCCGUGAGUGAGGCCCACGGUUCCUAGGAAAACUGGGUACUCAGAGUCUGCAGAAAUGGAGACUUUUGCCAUCAGUUCUUAAAGACUACUUCUUCUGCAGGGCUGGGAACUCUGCUAAAAAAAGAGGAAUAACUGGAAGGCCUGCUUAAAAUGUAGAAUCAGCGAAGGGAACCAGGGAAACUCAGAGAAGCUGGCAGAUGACUGGGAAAUGAAGACGAGCUGGCUGCUCCAGAAUGAAGUGCAACUUCGAGAAGGGGAAGUAGAAAUCCAGCUGGCUCUUGGCUAUGGCUUGUGAACCACAGAUGAACCCCAGCAUGUCAGCCAGCCCACUGCCCACCGCCUCUCCUGGAUGGAGUGCUCUGCCGGGGGGCAGUCCUCCUGGCUGGGGACAAGAGCUCCACAAUGGCCAGGUCCUCACAGUCCUCCGCAUCGACAACACCUGCACACCCAUCUCCUUCGAUCUCGGAGCAGCAGAAGAGCAACUGCAGACCUGGGGCAUUCAGGUCCCGGCCGACCAGUACAGGAGCCUGGCUGAGAGUGCCCUCUUGGAGCCGCAAGUGAGAAGAUACAUCAUCUACAACUCCAGGCCUAUGCGGCUGGCCUUUGCUGUGGUUUUCUAUGUGGUGGUGUGGGCCAACAUCUACUCCACCAGUCAGAUGUUUGCCCUGGGGAACCACUGGGUGGGCGUGCUGCUCGUCACCCUGGCCGCGGUGAGCCUGACCCUGACUCUCGUGGUCAUCUUCGAGAGAGAGCAGAGAAAGGCCAACACCAACACAGACCUCAGGCUGGCAGCUGCCAAUGGAGCCCUUCUGAGACAUCGGGUGCUGCUGGGGGUGACAGACACAGUGGAAGGCUGCCAGAGCGUGAUUCAGCUCUGGUUUGUCUACUUCGACCUGGAGAACUGUGUGCAGUAUUUGUCUGACCAUGUUCAAGAAAUGAAGACCAGCCAAGAGUCCUUGCUGAGAAGUAGAUUGAGCCAGAUAUGUGUUGUCAUGGAGACUGGAGUGGACCCCAUAACAACAGUGGAGGGGCCUGAGAACCUGGUGGAGGAAGCACCUCUCCUGCCCAGGAGUCCACAUCCCAGGGAGAGGCCACUCUUGCAGACUGAGCUUCGCCAGCUCAUUCCUGAGGCCGAGCCAGAGGAAAUGGCCCAGCAGCUGUUGGCAGUGUUUGGUGGCUACUACACCCGGCUCCUGGUGACCUCCCAGCUCCCCCAGUCUGCGGGUACACGGCACACAGACUCUCCGAGGGUUCCCUGCCCCUGUCAACUCAUAGAAGCCCACAUCCUGGGUCCAGGGUGCUGCCCGUUCCUGGUCAGGUGACCUAGGGACUAAGGUCCUCCUCUUCCUCUGAGACUGAAGGUGAGACAUGGGGAGGCCUCAGGAGCCUUAGGUGGCUGGUGCCAGCCCUGCUGAGAAGAGAAGCCUCUGGGGCACUCCGCAAGGUGUCAGCAUAGGGGUGUUGUGCAACCCCCGGAUUCUGCACAGAAAAGCUGUGGGCACCGCACCCUGACUGCAGGCCUUUUCAGAAAGUGCUGGUGACCCUGCUGGACCCACUUCAAGCUCCUCUCUGUUCUGCUUUGAACCAUGGGCAGGAUGAUGGAAGAGCCUCUCUCCGGUCCCUUCAUGUUUGGAGAGCCCAAGAAAUGUGAAGGCAACCAGACUGGGCCAAACUGGUGUCCACGACUUGGUCUCUGGCGAUGCUCCCAUUCCCAUCAUGUCAGAUGGAGAAACUGAGGCUCCCAGGGGACACAGCACUUUGUGGUAUUGCUUUGAGCCUCAGACGGCCUGUCCCCAACUGGAAGAAAGGAAGCAAAUUCUCAGAAUUUCUUCAUUUUUAAGCUUUUCUUCCUAUUUGAUGAUGAAUGGAGGCUUCUGUACUUGUUUAAUCUGCAAUCCUGCAAGCUCCAGGAGACAGAAACAAGAAACAAAUGGCAGAUGACUACCAUUAGAGGGUUGGGAGAAGACUGGUCCUGUCUGAUUUUACUCAUUUAGAGGCAUGUGUGCUUGUGAUUGUGGUUUUAUCCUUCAAAUGUAGAGCCAUCCUCCUGUUGUCUGACAUGAACUCUAUCCAAGAUUGAAGCCUAAUCUGUACCUUGUGAUUUCCAUCACAAGCUCAGAGGUUUCUAGGUUCUUUGCUCCUAAAUCUGUUUAAGGACCCAUCUCACUCUUCUAUUGGUCCAAGUCCAACAGCCCUGCUCUGGCAUGUAGUCUCCCCAACUCCCAAGACCUGGCCUGCAUCUGUAAUUUUGGCUUCAUCGCCUACAGAACUCCUUCAUAAAUUGAAAUGUUCCUGGACUUUGUUGGACUCCUAUGCAUGCUUCAAAGCCCAGAAUUACUUGCUCCCCCUCCAGGAAAUUAUUAGUAACUAUCCCUGCUAUGCUCUGUUUUUUUUAAAUUCCUGGAGUAGCUGCUGCCUUUACUGAUAUUUUUUGUUAUUAAUUCUAUUUUCCUGUCCACAUGCCAAUUUUUCUAGUAGAUUAUAAGCUCCUCAAGGAUGCAGAAUAUGCCUUCUGGUUUUUGUGCAUGACUUGGAUCGGCCAUGUGGAUUGAUUACUUUGUUAUCCCCAUAGUAGCUUUUACAAAUUAUUCUCCAUACUCACUUGUAUAAGGUUGGCUCAUAACUGGGUUCUUCUGAUCUGCCACUUCUAACUAUAUGACUUUGGCUGGUCCUCAGUUUACCCAUCUAUAUACUUGGGUAGAUUGUAUAGAUUAUGGGUGAUUCUUAAUGGCCCUUCCAAAGUUAUGGAAAUUUCUAGCUUUUUAUGUACCAUUCUGUCCACUGGCCUAUCUUUCUGUUAUGCCUUCUUCUACAUGUAGGAAGGUCCUAGGGCCCCACGCUCUGAAAUGUUCCACACUAGAUACACCUUGGAUGGAAGGUGCAUCCAAGGUGCAUAGAACACUUGGAUGGAACACUAGCCUAGUAGCAGGAUACCUGGGUUUUCAUUUCCUAUCUGCUGCUUCCUAGAUGUGUGACCUUGGCUAGGUUACUUAACCUCUCUGAAUAUCAGUUCACUCCCUUAUAAAAUGGAUCUGGGGAACAUAAAACAUAGGAAUAUGAGUGACUUGUCAUGUAAGAGAGGAGUCAAACUAUUUGCUCUCUCUGGACCAGAAGAGAAAUCACAUGUGUAGACCAGCCCUUGAAAUGGCCGUUUAAAACAUUUCUCUUUUGUCAGUUCUGAGGGUGGAUUUGCUCAAUGAGAAUUAUUCAUGAAGACAGUCACUGUCUUACUUCUUUGCCACAGAGGAAAUGAGGGCUAUGAGUGUAGAUGUGCACAUUUAUCAUCCAACCAUAACGCCCUGGGAAGUAUAACAGUGGAAUAAAGAUGUGUGUGUAAAAUAACAAAGCGGCAGGUUCUCAAUUUUAAGGUUUACUUAAGAGCCUUGAUGUAUUCUUUCCUGCCUUUUCCUCUCUAGAUUUUCUGAUCGUCUCCCCAGCUGGUGAGGCAGUCAGUGUGCGCCCACCAGGUAUAUUUUUUGGUACCUGUGCCUCAGUUUCCUCAUUUAUGACCUUGGCCUUGUCUGUUUGAGAAUCAGUUUCUACCCCAGAUUUUCAGGGUUAAUGACAGAAUUGGUGACAGGGAGAUGGCCCUGGGUCCCAAGAUGGGAGUGAAAGAAGUAGCUUAGUUUGUUUUCUGGGGCCACAUUUAUUCAAAUCCAGGGUCCACCUAGGAGCAGCGUCCUUCCACCCUUUGGGUCUCACUCCUCACCUGUGGAAUGGGGUAUAAGAGUGCCUACCAGGCAGGUUAUUGUGAAGAUGCAAUGAUAUCAAAACUAUAAAAUGCUUGCUACAGAAUGUGAGGGGCUUGAGUUUCAAGCUGGAAGAAGAGCUCAAUAAAUG
Talpa occidentalis (Iberian mole) is the source of this 4267-nucleotide messenger RNA. It is a transcript of the gene TMEM268, whose product is annotated as transmembrane protein 268. Bases 712 to 1749 code for a protein of 345 amino acids. The record is from RefSeq and is a predicted model, not a curated record. Lineage: Eukaryota; Metazoa; Chordata; Mammalia; Eulipotyphla; Talpidae. The transcript is spliced from 9 exons.